UUUUUAUUCUUUUUUCUUUACUUUGUACUGUGAACAUAAUGGCCGAUAAAACUGCUGCAGAACCUAUCUUUGUUGACCUCCAUGAUAAUAGCAAACCUACUGAAAUUGAAAGUCUUUGUAUGAAGUGUGAACAAAUGGGAACCACUCGGUUUCUCUUCACUAAGAUUCCUCACUUCAAGGAAGUCAUUGUAAUGGCAUUUGAAUGUCCUCAUUGUGGUUUCCGUAACAAUGAACUUCAAAGCGCUGGUGCUUUCAAUGAAAAAGGACAAACUGUUAGCUGCAAAGUGAAUGGAAAAGAUGACUUGGAUCGACAAUUGGUAAAAUCUGAUUUUGCUUCUGUCAAAUUUGAAGAACUCGAUAUGGAAAUCCCUGCUAACAAUCGUCGUGGAUUAUUGACAACUGUGGAAGGAUUAUUAGGGAACGCCAUCGACGAUUUAGAUCAAGGACAAGCUGUUCGUAAACAUAUGGAUGAAGAUUUAUACAACAAGAUUAAAGUCAUUAUUGAUACCAUGGAAUCCUAUCGUGAAGGCAAACAAUCUUUUACUAUGACUAUUGAUGAUCCUUCUGGUAAUUCUUAUAUUGAAAACCGUUGCUUACCAGCUCAAGAUCCUCAAUUGACACUCCGAUGGUAUAUCCGUACACCUGAACAAAAUACUGCACUUGGUUUGUCCAAUGAUCAAUCUGCUGCUGAUCAAGCUUUGGCCGCCCGUGGUGCUGCUGAUGAUGAUGAUGAAGAAGUAUCUGAAGUGUUAACAUUCCCUGCCAAUUGCUCCAAUUGUAAUGCUCCUAGUGAAACUAAUAUGCAUGUGAUGGAUAUUCCUCAUUUCAAAGAAGUGGUCAUUAUGGCUACUAACUGUGAACACUGUGGUUACAAGAAUAAUGAAGUCAAGGCUGGUGGUGCCAUUUCUCCCAAGGGUAAACGAAUUACUUUGAAGAUGACAGAUGCUGAAGAUUUGUCUAGAGAUAUUUUGAAGUCGGAAACUUGUGGUUUAUCUAUUCCAGAAAUCAAUUUGGAAUUAACUCCUGGUACAUUGGGUGGACGAUUUACAACAGUAGAAGGGUUAUUGCGACAAGUGCAUACAGAAUUAGAAGAGCGCGCAUUCUCUCAUGGUGAUUCUACAAGUGAAGAAGCUAAGGCUAAAUGGACCUCCUUUUUGACUGAUUUGGACCAAGUAGCAGAUGGUCAACGUUUACCUGUUACUUUGGUGGUGGAUGAUCCUCUUGCUAAUUCUUAUUUACAAAAUUUGUAUGCUCCUGAUGAUGAUCCAGAAAUGACUAUUGAAGAAUAUGAACGUAGUUUUGAAACAAAUGAAGAUUUAGGAUUGAACGAUAUGAAGACUGAAAAUUAUUAGAUAGUAUAGAAAUAUUUAGUUUAGGUUGUAUGAUAUUGAUUGAAUAAAAUAAAUAAUAAAAUAAAAUAGAAAAAAAAA
Molecule: messenger RNA, 1430 nt
Organism: Halteromyces radiatus
Lineage: Eukaryota; Fungi; Mucoromycota; Mucoromycetes; Mucorales; Cunninghamellaceae
Product: ZPR1 zinc-finger domain-containing protein
Exons: 5
Coding region: 39-1352 (437 amino acids)
Cellular component (GO): cytoplasm; nucleus
Molecular function (GO): zinc ion binding
Source: RefSeq, a predicted model, not a curated record